AUGUACCAGCGAAACGAGUUGCCGAUGAACGCAAUCGCGUCCGUCGGUCAACAGUUUCUUUCUAAACACCGCAUCGUGCACCUCGACUUGAAGGGCGCAGCACCAAAGCUGCACUUCAUCAAAGAGUUCUUCCGGUUCAUCGCCCGCUUUAACGCCACCGGAGUGCUCAUCGAAUGGGAGAACAUGUUUCCGUUCAAAGGUGAGUUGGCGGUGGUUCGCAGCAAGGAUGCGUACUCAGAAGCCGAUGUGCGGCAGAUGCAGCAGUGGGCAAGCGAUUUUCGGCUCGAAAUCAUACCUCUCGUACAGACAGUGGGGCAUCUCGAAUGGAUUCUCAAGCAUCCGACGUUCAGGCAGCUCCGUGAGGACGACCGUUAUCCGCAGGUGAUCUGCCUGUCGAAUCCACAGGCCAUGCGACUCGUCAAGAUGGCCAUCGACCAGGUGAUGGACCUGCAGAGCGACGUCAUCACCUACUUUCACAUAGGCGCUGAUGAAGCUUUUCAAGUAAGAGCUAACUGUUCGUACGAGACCGACCGAUCGACCGCAGUCUUCAACGCUGUAAUUGACAUUGCGGACUACGUUAAAGUAAAAUACAAUAAAAAGAUACUGAUGUGGCACGACAUGCUACAAAACAUCGACCCAUCGGUAAUGAAGGAGUAUAACCUGGGCAAUCUCGUCGAACCAGUGGUAUGGGCAUAUGCCGAGUCGCUGGACGAGUAUUUGCUUCCCGAAGUUUGGAGUCACUUUCGUGAAGUGUUUCCGUUCAUAUGGGGUGCGUCCGCUUUCAAAGGGGCUGACGGUGCCAACCGGUAUCAUUCGAAUAUAGUACAUUAUCUGCAGAAUCAUAUUUCAUGGAUUUCGCAGAUGAACCGCGAACAUUCCAAAUUCGAAGAAUUCCGGGGCAUUUUUUUGACCGGGUGGCAACGUUACGAUCACUUUGGUGUUCUGUGUGAAUUGUUAGUCGUUGGAAUGCCAUCUCUGGCCGUCAAUCUGCUUACCCUGCAAAGGGGUUUCUAUGAUUCUCGUAUCGACGUGGAAAUCGGCAAGUUGUUGAAUUGCAAGACGCCAUUCCGGGUCAGCGAAACCGUUAACGACUGCGAUUUCCCCGGCUCCACCAUUUACUAUAAUAUCCAAGCGUUCUACAUCACUCAAUCCAGGCUGACCGAGGACCUUUACGAAGACCAUGCAAGGCGCGGUUGGCUGGGCCAGAUGAACCUCUAUUAUAAUUACAGUUCUCCGUGGUAUUUGAACCAGUUGUUGGACAAGUCUCGUGGCUACGUUUCUGCCUUGAAGGAAAACGCCAAUGGGCUGGAGGCCAGUCUGCCAACCGUGUAUUUUCCGGACACCGUCACCGAGUUUAUGUUCGAGUACAUUGACCCGGUACUGAACCGGCUUUAUAAGAUGGUCAACGCCCUUUAUUUUCUUCUUCCUCGACUGUGUACAUAUGAUUUCAAUUGUCGUUGUGUCGCCUAA
Molecule: messenger RNA, 1470 nt
Organism: Soboliphyme baturini
Lineage: Eukaryota; Metazoa; Nematoda; Enoplea; Dioctophymatida; Soboliphymatidae
Source: the annotation of a GenBank genome assembly